Molecule: messenger RNA, 693 nt
Organism: Triticum turgidum subsp. durum (durum wheat)
Lineage: Eukaryota; Viridiplantae; Streptophyta; Magnoliopsida; Poales; Poaceae
Source: the annotation of a GenBank genome assembly
AUGCUGCAGCUUUGCAGUCGGCGCGUCCUCGUGGUCGCCGUGGCGGUGGCCGUCCUGAGCGCGGCUAACCCGCGCACCGCCGUGGACGCAUACAAGAAUUACACCGUCGGCGACGACAAGGGCUGGUACGACGGCCUCGCGGUCGACUACCAGGCGUGGGCCGAAGGCUACAACUUCACCCUCGGAGAUUUCCUGAUAUUCAACACGGACAAAAAUCACUCGGUGGUGCAGACACGGAACGAGACCCUAUACAAGAGCUGCGACUACGACGACUCCGGCCUCGACGACACCGUCGAUUGGUCUGCCGCCGCGCCGGAGUUCAGCAAGGAUGCCGUCACCGCCGCCGUGCCACUGCUCAAGGAGGGCAACACGUACUUCUUCUCAGGGAACUACGACGGCGAGCAGUGCGAGAACGGCCAGCGCUUUGCCAUAGCGGUCGCGCACGGCCAAGGCCUCCCGCCGGACCUCAGGCCGCCGGUGGCCGACGCGCCAGGGCCAGCAGCCGGGCCCGACAGCGCGGACAGGGCGCCGGCCUUCGACUUCAGCCACCCAAAGAACGUCUCCACGCCGUCGGACACCGAUGCUUCCGAUGACGAGACGAGUACUAGUACUUCGGAUUCUACUCUAAAUCUAGUCAGCUUGGCGGUUGGCCUGAUCGUGGCUCUCAGUGUGCUCUUUGUGGUGCAAGUAUAA